AUGGUGCUUCCUCAUCUGCCAAGCGCAGCAGCUACUUUCUUCUUCCUCGCUGCAACUCUCAUCCCUAGCGCCCAAGCCUUGUUCUCGGAUGCCAACAUCACAGAGCGAGCUGUGCAUCUUCCAUACGGCACCUAUAUCAACCACUGCUACAUCCCCGGAAAGGUGGCCCUUACCUUCGAUGAUGGGCCAUAUAUUUAUACUGAAGAACUUCUUGGAAUCCUUCAUCAAUAUGGCGCAAAGGCGACCUUUUUCUUUAACGGCUACAACCUGGAAAACAACGAAUGGCUCCUCCAACGCAUAAUAAACGAAGGGCAUCAACUAGCAUCGCAUACAUGGAGCCAUGCCGAGCUUCCUAUUCUCGGCUAUGAUCAAAUCGUCGAGCAAAUGACGGCUCUCGAAUCUGCCUUUGUGGAUGCUGUCGGUGUGAUCCCCACCUAUAUGCGGCCGCCAUAUCUCGCCGUCAACGAUUAUGUCCUUAGUGUUAUGGGCGAUCUUGGAUACCAUGUAAUUGGGGCUAGUAUCGACACAAAGGACUACGAGAAUGACCAUCCAGACCUAAUUGGCCGCAGUGUGGCUAAAUUUAAUCGCGAGUUGGACCAGGGAGGAACGAUCAUCCUGUCCCACGACAUCCAUGAACAAACAGUCCGCACUUUGACGCAUGUAAUGCUGGACGAAAUUUACGAACGAGGGAUGAUGCCGACAACUGUUGGAGAGUGUCUGGGCGAGGAUAUAUGGUAUCGUUAG
This is a messenger RNA of Aspergillus puulaauensis, 744 nucleotides long. Its product is annotated as chitin deacetylase. The transcript is spliced from 3 exons. Gene Ontology annotation, biological process: carbohydrate metabolic process. NCBI's taxonomy places the organism in Eukaryota, Fungi, Ascomycota, Eurotiomycetes, Eurotiales, Aspergillaceae. Bases 1 to 744 code for a protein of 247 amino acids. Gene Ontology annotation, molecular function: hydrolase activity, acting on carbon-nitrogen (but not peptide) bonds. The record is from RefSeq and is a predicted model, not a curated record.